GCGCGGCGCCGACGCCGAGGCGCGGCCAUGGAAGGGAAGCCCCGCGCCGGGGUCGCGCUGGUCCCGGGGCCGAGCGGCCACGGGCCUUCCGCUCGCCGCCUCCGCCCGGGGCUGCUGCUCCCCGGCCUCUGGCUGCUGCUGCUGGCCGGGCCGGCCUCGUGCGCCCCAGAUGAGAUCUAUCUGAAACAGCAGCACAACCUUUCUUCACCCUCCAUGGAGUUCCUGCUGGAGACCAGCGCGGCGCGCAGCCCUGCCCUUAUGGCCUUAACAGAGACUGCUCCAGGGUCCCAGGCAAGCUGGUCUCUCCUCCUGCCCUCCUCUUCAUCUGCCAUUGCUUUGGACACCACCUUUUUAAACUAUGGUCCACAGACCCCAAGCGCAGCAGAUCCCAGCAUCUUUGUGGCGAAUUAUGGCUCAGUGACGAGUAACGAGGUAGCCAUUGAUGAGGAGGAAAUGGACAACUGUCUACCAGAGGCUCCCUGGACCACUUCACAGAUGGUUUUCCCACUGCAGGAUCUCACCACCAGCCCGCCAGAGCCGCCCCAGGAAACGCCUGCGCCUCUGCUCACCCCAUCUAGACCCACAAUUUCUUUGCUGGGUGAAGAAGUGACUUCAGCCUGGCGAAACACACUGCAGCCAUCAGGGGCAUAUGCUGAAUCCUCCAGUCACUUCAACACUUUUGGGUCAGCUUUUCCCACCUCCGAGGGCUUCAUGCCAACUCCUAGUAGGAAUGUGGUGCUUUAUCCUACUCCUGAAAUUCACAGCCAGUUAUCAAGUAGGACUUUGCCAGAAUUUUCAGCUUCAGUAAUGGAGGAGGCAGCAACUCUCCUUUUUAGCAUCCCAUCUUUGAUGCCUCAGCCGUCAGGCGAUGGCAUGACUCAACAGCCAUCUGUCCCCCCGAGGGAGGUCUCGCCGCCUCUAGAAGAUGUCCUGGCCACGAGCACAGAUCGGUAUCCGGCUAGGACCUCUGCUUGGAGUCAACAUCUAGAAGAAACCACCCCUCCAAAAGUGUAUCCCACUGUAACUGUGUCGCGGACAGCCCCUGCUUUGAGCAGCAUACCUUUUGCUUUAUUUUCAGACUCUUUGGCAUUUGUGUCCUCUGCUAGCCAGUCAGCGGAUGUGUCCCACAGCCCCUUCCUUUCGAGCAGUGCUGGCGACGUGUCUGAACUGCCUGGCAGUUCUGUGGUCUCCCCUUGUGUGGAUGACGCGUGUGUCUUGAGCCCAGUGGCCGCUCUCCGACCGCACACUUGGUGCACGUCUUGUGCUGAGAUGUCACCUCAGCCAGGUCUGGCCACGAGUCUUACGGGGAAAGACCUGGGGUCAGGAGAUGAGCCAGAGACCAUGACCACAGCCACGGUGGACCGAAGCCACUCUCCGUGGAGCAGUGUGGGUGCAGAGCUCUCUGCAUUUGAAGAAAAUCCUCAAGAGUUUAAUACGCUUUUCCCCUCCAGGCCUGUUCUGUCCCUUUCUUCCAGAUCUGUGGACACCUUAGACUCAAGCUCUGGCAUGUCAGCUAGGGUGGAUGUGGACACUGUUACCACCACCCAGGGGUCCCCUCUCCAUGACCGCUUCUCCCCAUCUGUGUCACCCGAUCCUGCUUUGGACUCUUCCUCUGUCACCCAGGCCCAAGAGACACCAUUCAGUGUGACAGCUGUGUUUCCCUCUGUGGUCCCGAGUAUUUCCCUUGACUUGUUUUUCUCAGUCACGUCCAACCAAAAUACUCCAUCAAAUGCUGGCAGAGACCCAACCCCGCUGACCUCUUAUAGUUUGGUUGGCUUAGUGGAGUCUAUACAUAUGUCUGACCAAGAAUCUACCAGUGUUUUUGAACAUGGAUCGGGCUUUUAUUCAACCCCACCUCUGGAGCUCAGCAGCCCAGGCCCUUCUACUUCAGAGGGUCUUGCUUCUCCCUCUGGGAUGUCAAGUGAUCUGUCCGCCUUCAAGUUGCAGACCUUCCCCACCCUGGUUGAGACUCUUACAUUGUCUGUCAGCUCGCAGUCAUCUCCACUUUCUGUUCUGAAUUCCUCAAACCUGGAGUCUCUUCAGCCCUGGCCAAGUUCAGAGGUGGCUUUCAACACAGUCACUUUUCUAUGGAACCUCUCCGCCGCAUCGCCAUUACUCUCAAGCUCCCCCUGGAACUCUCUCAAGUUCACCAAAGCAUCGACCAAUUUGCCAAUGGAGUCAGAUGCUCAUUUUACCUCAGCUUUUACUGAAACUACCUCCACUUCUGAGUUUCCUCUCAUUCCCCACGAAUCUGAACUCAUCACAUUCGUGCUCGCCACCGGCUCUGAGCCUGUUCUCGACCUCUCUUCUACCGAGACUUAUUUCCUGCCCAUGUCUCCUUCUUCCCAUUGGACACCCAUUUUUAUGGAGUCUUUUCUAUCCUCAACUUUGACACCUUCCAAUAGCCAUAUCCACACUACAGAUGCGCACACAUUGGGCUUCCCCUCCUCCAAAGUUACUCCCAGCAGUACAGAGUUGUUGACCCAUGUGACCCUGUCAUCUGUCUCCUCACUGGUUCCUGAGUUGAGUCCCUCCCCUUUGCCUACAGAGACAAUCCCCAUGCGUCCAUCCUCCACACCCACAGAUUUCUUCCCAAAUUCCUCCCCUGCGCCAAGCACGCCCAGUACCACUGUUGCCAUAGAGGAUGCAGUAGACACUGGCCCCAACAGUGAUCGUGUAAGUGAGAACCCCGAGGGGAGCAGUGUAGCUCCUCCUCUGCCAUCCUUCGGUCCCUGGACCACCUCCAUUCCUGAAGCAACAGUGGGGAUCCCAACAUUGGUCACCACCAAGCCACCGUAUGUGUGUGAUAUUACAGUUCCGGACGCUUACUUGAUCACAACUGUGCUGGCCCGUCGGGCGGUGCAGGAGUACAUCAUCACGUCAAUUAAGGAAGUGCUGAGGAUCCACUUCAGCAGGGCAGUGGAGCUAAAGGUGUAUGAACUAUUCCCUGACUUCACAUUCCUGGUAACAUCUGGACCUUUUGUUUACACGGCAAUAUCAGUCAUUAAUGUCCUCAUCAAUAGUAAACUUGUCCGAGACCAAACUCCUUUAAUCCUGUCUGUGAGACCUUCCUUCCUCGUACCUGAGUCCAGGUUCCAAGUUCAAACAGUGCUUCAGUUUGUGCCUCCAAGUGUGGAUACUGGUUUUUGCAACUUCACCCAGCGCAUUGAGAAAGGUCUGAUGACGGCACUCUUUGAAGUGAGAAAACAUCAUCCAGCCCCCUACAACCUCACGGUGCAGAUCUUGAACGUGACUGUUGGUUCUUCGAGGAUGGCUCCUCGGCGGGGCCCAGUGAAUAUUAUCUUUGCUGUUAGAGGCACACAAGGAUUUUUGAAUGGGUCAGAGGUGAGCGAGCUGCUCAGGAACCUGAGUGUGGUGGAAUUCAGCUUCUAUCUGGGGUACCCGGUGCUGCAGAUUGCAGAGCCUUUCCAGUACCCACAGCUCAACCUGUCUCAGUUAUUGAAGUCUUCUUGGGUCAGAACAGUCCUUCUGGGUGUGGUGGAGAAGCAGCUCCAGAACGAAGUGUUUCCGGCUGAGAUGGAGCGCAAGCUGGCCCAGCUGCUGAGCGAGGUGCCCACCGGAAGGCGCCUGUGGAGGAGGGCCACGGUGGCUUCUGGGAACAGCGUGGUGCAGGUGGUGAACGUGUCCAGGCUGGAGGGAGAUGACAACCCAGUACAGCUCAUCUACUUCGUGGAGGAUCAAGAUGGAGAGAGACUCAGUGCAGCUAAGUCUUCAGAUCUGAUCAACAAGAUAGACCUUCAAAGAGCAGCCAUUAUCCUGGGGUACCGAAUUCAAGGCGCAAUUGCCCAGCCCGUGGACAGGGUGAAGAGACUGUCCCCAGAGUCUCAGAGCAACAACCUGUGGGUUAUCGUGGGCGUGGUCAUCCCGGUGCUGGUGGUCAUGGUGAUCGUCAUCAUCCUCUACUGGAAACUCUGCCGCACGGACAAGCUGGACUUUCAGCCUGACACGGUGGCCAACAUCCAGCAGAGGCAGAAGCUGCAGAUCCCGAGUGUGAAGGGCUUCGAUUUUGCUAAGCAGCAUCUGGGCCAGCAUAAUAAAGAUGACAUCCUGAUUAUUCACGAGCCCGCGCCGCUGCCAGGACCAGUGAAGGAGCACACCACACCCUCUGAGAACGGAGACGUGCCCAGCCCCAAGGCCAGGAUCCCCGCCAAGAACGCCCGCCACAGAGGAAGAGUCUCCCCCUCAGAUGUGGACUCGACGGUCAGCGAGGAGUCGAGUGAAAGGGACGUGGGGGACAAGACGCCAGCCGUGGCCCCCGAGGGCAAGGCCCACCGAGCCCCACAGAGCGCACCCCCGCUUCCCAGUUCAGGGACUGAGCAGCACUCCUCCGCUUCUAUCUUUGAGCAUGUGGACAGGCUCUCGCGCUCGUCUGAGGCCAGCCGGCGGGUCCCCAGUAAGGUGCAGCUGAUUGCCAUGCAGCCCAUCCCGGUGCCCCCUGCCCAGAACCCCGUGCUGGCCAGCCGAGUGGCUGAGACCAACAAGAUCAACAAGGAGAUUCAGACAGCGCUGCGGCACAAGUCCGAGAUUGAGCAUCACCGCAACAAGAUCCGGCUGCGUGCCAAGAGGCGCGGCCACUACGAGUUCCCGGUGGUGGACGACCUGUCCUCGGGGGACACGAAGGAGCGGCACCGCGUGUACCGCCGCGCGCAGAUGCAGAUCGACAAGAUCCUGGACCCUACGGCCAGCGUGCCCUCGGUGUUCAUCGAGCCCCGGAAGAGCUCGCGGAUAAAGCGGUCACCCAAGCCGCGCCGGAAACACCAGGUGAACGGGUGCCCCGCCGACGCGGAGAAGGACCGGCUCAUCACCACCGACAGCGACGGCACCUACCGCCGGCCGCCCGGGGUGCACAACUCGGCCUACCUGGGCUGCCCGUCUGAUCCUGACCUCCCAGCCGAGGUGCAGACGCCAUCAUCCACCGAGCUGGGCAGGUAUCCGGGCCUGCCCUUCCCGGCCUCGCAGUACAUCCCGCCACAGCCGUCCAUUGAGGAGGCCCGCCAGACCAUGCACUCCCUCCUGGACGACGCCUUCGCCCUCGUGGCCCCCAGUAGCCAGCCUGCCAACGCCGCGGGCCCGGGCCCAGGGGCCCCAGCCGGCCUGCCAGUCAGCAACACCCCUUCCCGGGAAGAAAGGCGAGCCGCCCAAUGGGGAUCCUUCUACAGCCCAGCCCAGACAGCCAACAAUCCCUGCAGCAGAUAUGAAGACUAUGGUAUGACUCCCCCGUCUGGCCCAUUGCCAAGACCAAAUUUUGGCCCUGGGUUGCUGCCGUCUUCAGAGGUGGUGGCUUCUGAGCCCCCGCAGCCUCAGGCAUCAGCCGAAGCUCCGUUUGCUGCCCGAGGGAUCUACUCUGAAGAUAUGCCAUCGGUGGCCCGGCCUCGGCCUGUCGGGGGUACGACAGGCUCCCAGAUCCAGCACCUGACGCAGGUGGGGAUUGCUAGCCGAAUCGGGGCCCAGCCCGUGGAAAUCACACCUGGAAGAGGCAGCCAGUACAGUGGACCAGGCUGGCCUGCAUAUGCGGAGGAGGAAGCGGGACGAAGAGAAGCUACCCACAUGCUCGGACAUCAAGAGUAUUCUUCUUCACCGCUGUUGCAGGUGCCAAGGACUUCGGGCAGGGAGCCCUCGGCUCCGCCCGGGAGCCUCGCACCCCGGGGACUGCAGGGCCCUGGGCUGGGGUACCCCACCAGCUCCACCGAGGACCUCCAGCCCGGCCACUCCUCAGCCUCCCUCAUCAAAGCGAUCCGCGAGGAGCUCCUGCGGCUCUCCCAGAAACAGAGCGCCGUGCCCAACUUCCACAGCUGAGGCCUCCCCUCUGCAGCUUUGCCAAGUAUCCGCUUCCCGUGGAAGCAAGAUCAACAGGAACUGGACUGAGCGCGUGCGUGCUUGGAACAGGAAACGAGUGUCAUCUAUCUCCCAGGGCCCGCUGCCCACCCGAGGAAGGGCACAAGGUUCAGUGCUAGACAAUGCCACCGGUCGCACACCAACCCCUGAGACUUUUAUACUAGGUUGACAAGGCGGUUCAGUUCAGCAGAUGUGUACUUUUGGCCCAAAGCUAGCAGAACUUCACAAAAACAAAACACAAACCCAAGCUAACAAAAAACACAUGCUGGUAGUCUGCUUUGUGAAGGUGAAAGGUUAAAGUGUGUCACUGGUUCAAGGCUGAGAGGAGCUGAGCAUGUCCAUGGGCUCACAGAGUCGCGUGCAAUCAUACACUGCUGCUCUGUUUGCUAAGAAGAGAGAUCUGAAGACAUUUUAUUAACCGCUUCAUUCCCUUCUUUUCCUCCAUAGGAACUUAUUUUAAAAAUAAUAUUAACAAGAAUACUAAGACUGUUUGGAAAUAAAACACAAAAAGGUACUCGUGAGAAACCACAUGAUAGAUUGUAGAACCUGAUGAGGAUUCCCAAUGAAGCCAUCGCCUCCAUUUCCAUCCUCCUCUUCCUCUUCCUCCUCCUCCUCCUGGUGCUAAAGUUCAAGGGCCCUUCACUUUUCUGACUGGGAAAUGCAGUGUUGGCUUUUGCAAGUGGGAGACUAUGUUGAAGGUUUCAUUUUGUUCUAGAAAGAACAAAAAAACAAAACAAAUCCUCCCAAAUUGGGGGAGAGGGGAUGACAAGGAGAGGACUUAAUAUUUAUUUGGUUAUUCAAAAAUACGUAUUGAAGUUUAGGUUUGCAUUCUUAAUUGUAUUUACUGUUUAUCAGUUGGUUAUGAGCAACUCUUAACCCACGUUAGCACAGCCAUUAGGGUCCAGACCCCAGAGUGAGGCUGUCAGGAAAUCCUAACAUAGAUCCUUGUUCUUUGCUGGACAUCUGCUCCCAAGUGAUCUUUAAAUGAGAAGUCAAAUAUGAAGAUACAUUGUUCAUAAU
Molecule: messenger RNA, 6876 nt
Organism: Dipodomys spectabilis (banner-tailed kangaroo rat)
Lineage: Eukaryota; Metazoa; Chordata; Mammalia; Rodentia; Heteromyidae
Product: KIAA1549 ortholog
Exons: 20
Coding region: 28-5817 (1929 amino acids)
Source: RefSeq, a predicted model, not a curated record